This is a messenger RNA of Cetraspora pellucida, 205 nucleotides long. NCBI's taxonomy places the organism in Eukaryota, Fungi, Glomeromycota, Glomeromycetes, Diversisporales, Gigasporaceae. The record is from the annotation of a GenBank genome assembly.
GCAAGCACAAAGUGGGCAAGCACAAGAUUGGCAAGCACAAAGUAGGCAAGUGCAUAGUGGGCAAGCACAAAGCAGGCAAGCACAAAAUGGGCAAGUACAAGGUGGGCAAGGGCAUAGUAGGCAAGCACAAAGCAGUCAAACACAAGAUGGGCAAGUGAAUAGUAGGCAAGAACAAGGUGGGCAAGUGAAUAGUGGACAAGCACAA